CUUAGAAUCGAACCUACAACCUCCAACAUAUAUACUAGUGAAAUCUAUCACCAGAUAGACAUCUUUUUUCAUAUUAUAUAUAUAACAUACUCAAAAAGAUUGCAAACUACAAACUCCUUCAAAAAAAAAUAUAUCAAUGAUGAAUUUUGAUGAUAGCUCCAACACAAGUUUUCAUGUUGAUCUUGAUCUUGGUCUUGCCCUUCAUGAUCAAUAUUUUGAUGGCCAUAGGAAGAGAGAAAGCAAGAAAAAAGAAGAGAAUCCAUCAAAAUAUAAUAUAGCUUAUCCAUCUCUUACAUUAGGACCAUCAAAUGAAGAGGAUGAAGAAAAUACUAAUUAUAUUAUUCUAGAUUCAGCUUCAAAGAUCGAGUCUUGUGAUCAAAAUUUACUUACUUCACUAAGCAUAGAGUCUUCAUUUUCGAACUCAACAAGCAUGAAGAAGGAAACAUGUGAGGAACUUGAGGUUGAGAUUGAGAAGGUUCCAAUUCCAAAGGUUGGAAAUGUUGAUGAAGAUGGUAAUCCAAGGAAGAAACUUAGACUCACAAAAGAACAAUCAGAAGUGUUGGAGGAAAAUUUUAAAGAGCAUUCUACUCUUAAUCCGAAGCAAAAGCAAGCAUUAGCACAAAAGCUAAAUCUCCAGGCAAGGCAAGUAGAGGUGUGGUUUCAAAAUCGGAGAGCCAGGACAAAACUGAAACAAACGGAAUCAGAUUUUGAAGAACUAAAGAAGUGUUGCGAAACUCUAACAGAAGAGAACAUGAAAUUGCAAAAGGAGCUACAAGAAUUGAAGUCAAUGCAAACAGUGGCAACAACUACAACACCUUUUUAUAUGCAAAUUCCAGCAGCAACACUUACAAUAUGUCCUUCUUGUGAGACAAUUUGUGGUGGUAACAACAACAACAACAAUGGUACCACAACAUUGCUUAUUGGCUCAAAGGGUCAUGGUCUCUAUAAAAAUAAUGAUGAUAAUUAUCAAUUCCCUCACUCAUCAUCUGCAGCAUGUUAGCUAGUUAGUUUGUAAGGGAGGGUAUAGACUCUUGUUCAUUUAGGAAAACUUUUAUGUUUGAUGCAUUAUGUAUGAAAAUUAAUUUUCAGCAACUAUGUAGUUUGUUAGUUGCCUACAUUAUGUAAUUAUAGAUAUACUCCAUAUUGAUAUGUAGAUAUAGAUUUAUUUAUUUUUAUCAAAGUAAGGUUUGAGUCACAAGCAUUGCUCAUGAUAUCCACACUUUUAGAAUUUAGGAGUUUAGCCUAACUAUACUAUAAAUCCAAUUUGUAAGAUGAGAAUUGUCUCUAUUUUAUAAACUCAUGUCAACACACCCCAUCACAC
Molecule: messenger RNA, 1321 nt
Organism: Trifolium pratense (red clover)
Lineage: Eukaryota; Viridiplantae; Streptophyta; Magnoliopsida; Fabales; Fabaceae
Product: homeobox-leucine zipper protein HAT9-like
Exons: 3
Coding region: 137-1000 (287 amino acids)
Biological process (GO): regulation of DNA-templated transcription
Molecular function (GO): DNA-binding transcription factor activity, RNA polymerase II-specific; sequence-specific DNA binding
Source: RefSeq, a predicted model, not a curated record